AUGGAAUUGGCCCCUCAGCUCAGAUUCAAAAUAUAUAAGUCCAUAUUAGAUUAUUUGUUACCGGAGGAGAAAAUAGAUUUCAAAUAUCUUUUCCUUUGCAGAUUGUAUGUUAAAGAGAAAUAUGUAAGCGAUCCUUAUAUAAUCCCUUCAAAUUUUAGACUGUUGUUUUUGGAUAAGAAAAAUUUUCAGUUUUUUGAGGUUGAUCCUCCCAUUUUAUUCAGCGACAUUCCCUAAAAAUUCUUUGAUUAAUAGCGAUUGCCAUUGAAUUAGAGAUAGCAAUUCACAAAAUUGAAAGUUAAUAAUAAAACUUAGCUUCAAGAUUAAACGUGUCUCAAAUUUAUGGAAUUUUGGUCUCAUAUCAUAAUAGAAAUGGGCAAGGAUGACAUCAAGAGGUUUUAGGCCUUCCUCUUGAAAUUGCCCGAAUUACACAAAAUCCCAUUCCAAUUAACGCUGUAGAAGAAUCUCUUGCAAAACAACCAAGAAGUCAGUGACAAUUACAAGGGGGACAUAAUAAGAAAGAAAAUUAAAAUAGUGAGCUAAGAGCAAUUUUGGAAUCACUAAAAACCGAUUCAGGAGAUGAAGAGGAAUCUAAUCAGUGAAUGUCAGAAUGCUUACACCAAUAAUUUGGAUGCUGUACUGUAGGAGCUCAUGUCUUAUUGCAGCAUUUACAAAUUGAGUCCAAAUGAUAAGCUCAAGUACGUGGAUUAGCUCCAAUUGAUCAAUGACAUCAAACUCAACACAGAACAAGAUGACAAUCCCUACAUGAGAAACCGUCCUCCCAAGAAGACAAAGGGAAAGGAGUAGACCUAAGCGAAUAAGUACGGAGAUGAAAAGGGGGCUCAACAUCAGUCCUACGUCUAGUCAUUCAAGAAUAUUCAUGAAUAAUAAUUAAUUAAUACAGAAUUGGGAAAAUAGUACAUCAAGACCUUUGGGCUGAAAAUUAUCGAUGAACUCGCAUGUAAUUCUUAGUUAAAUUAAUUAGAGCAGACUAAUUUCAAUUUGGUGAACGAUUACAAUUACGAUGAGGAAGCCAUAGCGAUUAGCGGGUUGAAAACAAUGUAGCAAGAUCCCAUGAAUGAAGAAGUGAUUUAUCAAAGAGCACAGGGAACCAUACUAGAUCCCUCGUUCCUAGGCCAACUCGAAUUGGAGAAUGAUGGAGUCCAACUCGAUGAACAACCCAAAUCAAAGGUCAAGGCACUUCAAAAGACAGCUCCACUUGUUAAAAAAUAAUACUAAACCAAUUCCGAGUGGGAAAGAGAUCGAAAUUACAUUCUCCAAUCCAUUAACUCCUUCGAUUAUGACAAAAAAUUUACUAAGGUUGACAUCUAUUAAGCAAUUAAAGAAGACUACAAAUUAAGCUUUAAAAUUUCAGUAAGCACCAUCAAGAGACAGGAAGAGAGAGAAAAAGAAUUUUAUGCAGAAGUCAGAAAAGUCUACUCAAAUGUGAGAAGAUUACUUUAAUAUUUGUUUGAAGGCUUGGAAUAGAAAAAAAGUGAAUAGCAAAUGAAAGAGUACACUGAAACACUCUAAGAAGAAAUCAAAGCCAUUAGAAACAAAAUUAAUUAGCUAUAAACUAGUGCCACCGAAAAGGACAAGUUUAAAUCCCUCUUGUAUGAAGAUUUACAAAAAUAAAUUGAAAUGGCCAUAAAUGAGACUAUCUAUAAAUGA
This is a messenger RNA of Paramecium tetraurelia, 1668 nucleotides long. RefSeq lists its product as uncharacterized. The transcript is spliced from 5 exons. The record is from RefSeq and is a predicted model, not a curated record. NCBI's taxonomy places the organism in Eukaryota, Ciliophora, Oligohymenophorea, Peniculida, Parameciidae.